AGAACGCGGGUAUGAUGGAGUCGCACUUAAAAUUGAAGACACAAUAAAACAUAAAAAUGGAUGCUAGUACUGCAAGUCGAAUGCAACAGAUUUUGCGUCUGGAAAAAAGACGCGAUUUUAUAUUUGGAACAUGGAAUGUAACAAGUUUAAAUAAAUAUCAAGAAAUAGUUAUCGAUGAAAUAAAAAAAUAUAAAGUUGAUAUAGCUUGCGUUCAAGAAACGAGGUGUAAGGAAGAGGUGUAUACUAAAAGAGGUUACAGAUUAGUUUUGAAAUGUUACGACAAUGAAGACAUGAAAUACGGCCUAGGAUUUAUAAUAAAAGAAGAUAUAUUCAAAUAUAUAGACAUUGAUUCUGAUUUCACAGAUAGGAUUUGCUCAUUGACAUUAAACACAGACGGAGGAAUAGUACACAUAAUAAAUGUUUACAUUCCACAUGUCAACACAGAAUUGGAAACAAAAGAAGAUUUUUUUGAAAGUCUAGAAGAAAAGUUAUCAAAAAUUUCCGAGGAUGAAAUUAUUUUUCUUUUGGGUGACUUUAACUCCCACGUUGGAGAUGACAAUCUAGCCUGGUUUAGAUGUCUUGGAGAACAUGGAAUAAGUUGCAGGGUCACAGAUAAUGGACGAAGAUUACUUGAAUUGUGCACUUUUCAUGAUCUUUGUAUAGCUCAUUCAUUUUUUGAUCAAACAGAAAAUGCGCAAUACACAUUUCAGAAUAAGUCAUCAUCUAGCUCAUACAUAGAUUUUUGUAUUACUCGUAAUAAACAUAGGCACUUUGUAAAAAUGACGAAGGCAAACAUUCAAUUGAAACGUUCCACUGAUCAUCUGUUGGUAACUAGCAACAUUGAACUUCUAUUAAGUAAUCCAAAAGGGAAUUCUCAGCCAAAGGCAUUAUCAAAUCCCAACAUAUAUAAUGAGUACGACAGUGAAGUAUCUUACAGAGUGUCCAAAGCCAGUGUUGCUUUGUCUGAAAUGUUUAAAUCAUUUCAAAAUGGAACAAAACAACUAGACUAUAAUGCGAUGAUAACUCACUAUAAUAAAGUUGUUCUUUCAGAACUAACCAGUAAUUGUGAAUUGUACAAAAGGUCCCCAAAGCACAAAAAGUUCAUGAAAGAUUUUGACAAGAAAAGCAAAAGACGCAUAAAGAAAGCUUGCGAAAACUUCUGUCAAGACAUUGCAGAUGGUCAAAAGAAAACUUCAGUCAAAGACAACGCAGAUGGUCAAAAGAAAACUUCAGUCAAAGACAUUGCAGAUGGUCAAAAGAAAACUUUAGUCAAAGACAACGUAAACGGCCAAACGAAAACUUCAGUCAAAGGCAACGUAAAUGGUCAAAAGAAAACUUCAGUCAAAGACAUUGCAGAUGGUCAAAAGAAAACUUCCAUCAAAGACAACCUAAAUGGUCAAAAGAAACCUUCUGUUAAAGACAAUGUAAACGAUCAAAAGAAAACUUCUGUUAAAGACAAUGUAAACGAUCAAAAGAAAACUUAA
Biomphalaria glabrata is the source of this 1484-nucleotide messenger RNA. Its product is annotated as craniofacial development protein 2-like. Gene Ontology annotation, cellular component: nucleus. Gene Ontology annotation, biological process: chromatin remodeling. The transcript is spliced from 5 exons. NCBI's taxonomy places the organism in Eukaryota, Metazoa, Mollusca, Gastropoda, Planorbidae. Gene Ontology annotation, molecular function: catalytic activity. The record is from RefSeq and is a predicted model, not a curated record. The coding region runs from base 57 to 1484 and encodes 475 amino acids.